Trypanosoma theileri is the source of this 1329-nucleotide messenger RNA. RefSeq lists its product as uncharacterized. The record is from RefSeq and is a predicted model, not a curated record. Bases 1 to 1329 code for a protein of 442 amino acids. Lineage: Eukaryota; Euglenozoa; Kinetoplastea; Trypanosomatida; Trypanosomatidae. The transcript has a single exon.
AUGCGCCGCAUGCUGUGUUUACUGGUUCUUAUGUUGUACUGCGUCUAUGGAGGCGUGAUGGCUAAUCACCUUCAACGUAAACCUCCACUUUUCACUGAAGAUCAAGCUGCUGGGUAUGGGAUUGGUCGUGUGUAUGGUGUUCAUCCUAGUUCUGGUCCAAUUACUGGUGUUCCUCCAGUUGGGUCUACUGGAGCUAUUCCUGGUGUUCCUGGUGCUAUCCCCGCUGUUCGACCCGGUAUUGUUGGUGCUGGAGCUCCUGGAGUAAAGGUUCCUGGUUCUCUCCCGUCUGGUACUGGUGCUCCCCCUGGUGUUUCUGCUGUUGAUCAAGGCUAUAAACCGGGUAAACCCAGUGGUGAAAGUCCGGCGAAAAAUCACCAACAACAUCCUGGUGUUGGUGUGCCUGGAAAGGUUAAUGUUACUCUUGCGACACAGUUGGGUAUCUCACCUGGUACAGGUCUUUCUGACCCUACUGCAGAAAAAGUUGGUGUCUCUGGUUUCAAGAAUGACGUUACACCGGAUCCUGGUACUGCUUUGAAUAAGUGUCUCAAAACUUCUAAUAAAAGUGGCACUGUUAUUGGUGGAGUCCCUGGUGCUGACGGUGUUCCCUGUGUUCCUGGUGUUCCUGGAAAUGCAAGUGGAAAGUCCGUUGCUCUUGGUGCCGGUAAAAUAACUGGUGCUCCUACUCCCGAUCCUGCUGGAGGUGUUGACGCUCAUCCUACUCCCGGUGUUGACCCCAAACUCGUUAAGUCUGUUAAUUUAACUGCCCAGUCACAACCUGAUGGUGGUGUUGGUGGACGUCCGAAUGUUAAUGGUAAGCCAGGCGUUGGAGCUGACCUUAAACAUGGUGUUGGUCUUAAUUCCAGUCAUCGUGAUACUGCUCCUGAGGUUCCCUUUAAUCCUCCUCCCGCAACCUCUGCUGGUAAUUCUUCUGAAUAUCCUGGUGUGCCUGAAGCUGCUAUUAAUAUUGGCAAUGGCAGCAGUGAAGCGGGUCGUGUUCGUUUUUCUCGUCCUGUUACUCAUGCCACGGAUGCUCAUUCCCAGAGUAAUACAGACUCCUCAGAUACUGCAAGCACUCAAAGUGAAGCGAAUGGUCAUCAGGCAGAGAAUACUGCAACACCUGCACAGAUUGAAUCACCAAAGAACACCCCCACUACACCCACUAAGGUGACAUCACCCGCAAUACCAACAAUACUGCAACCUCCUAUGCCUGCAAAGAGCGAGACCAAACCACCCAAGAAGCGUAAGGCAGACAGCAGCAGUGUCAGUCCUGUGUGGGUACGUGUGCCACUAAUGAUUCUGGCUGUGUUGUUCUCCGCUACCGUGUACUGA